Molecule: messenger RNA, 3836 nt
Organism: Lytechinus pictus (painted urchin)
Lineage: Eukaryota; Metazoa; Echinodermata; Echinoidea; Temnopleuroida; Toxopneustidae
Product: EF-hand calcium-binding domain-containing protein 11-like
Exons: 9
Coding region: 209-634 (141 amino acids)
Cellular component (GO): cytoplasm
Molecular function (GO): calcium ion binding
Source: RefSeq, a predicted model, not a curated record
GCACGUGUCGCGACGUCGCUAAUCUGACUUUGCCAAGUUUGGAACAGAGGUCAGAGACUCAGAGCAAGCUAGUGCCAGACGUAGACAGAGAGUCUUAGGAACCAACCAUAAAAUAAAGCCAAAACAGGAGCUAAUCGUAGUCAAGACCAAGACCCAAGACGUACCCUCUGCAUCAUUGUGGUAAACCCAAACCACUCGAGGACAGAAAAUGUUGGAAGGUAUUUUUCAAGAUGUUGAUGAAGAUAACAAAGGUUUCCUAUCAAGGGAGGAUGUGAAAGUGGCUGUGAUCAGACUUUUUGGAUACAAACCAUCAAAGUUUGAGGUUGAUGAGCUGAUGAAAAAUAUUGAUGGACCUGGUAUAACAUUGAAUGAAUUCAAAUCUGCAAUGAAACCCAAAUUGGCAGCACAAGACCCAGAUGAAAAAAUCAGACAAAUAUUUGUGGCAUUUGACUCUAAAUGUAGAGGAUUUCUUACUCUUGAAGAUGUAGAGAAAGCCUGCAAAUUGGUAGCUCCAAAGAUCCAGCCUCACCAUAUCCAGAAAGCAUUCAGUGAACUAGAUGGAGAUGGUGAUGGCCGUGUAAGCUACAGAGAUUUUGAGUUCAUGAUGAUGUACACUCUCCCUGCCGGAAUAUGAAAGAUCAUUUGGCAAUGCUUCCGUCUGUGAUCCGUUCGCACUUGUACGAUGUGAAUUGUACAAAAGAAACACAGGAGAUCCCUGAAUGCAUUGGUAACAGCACAGCAUGGAUCUCCAGUACUGCAGUGCAGGCCAGUGAGGAGAGUGAUAAUCUUCAAUGGAAUACAUGCUCAUUGGUAGGCAGAAUGUAUCUGUGAGGAUAGUAUGGCAGUGAUUCCGAUGAUUGCGUCUUCUUUCCCUGAACAGGAGGGCCAGUUUUUUAGCCAAAAGCCUUAAAUCACAUUAAAACAGUUUAAUUUAGGCCUUCUUGAUUUCCUUUCUGCGUAGAAGUACAGAUAAAAUACCGGUAUUCUGAUCAUUUUUCUGGCAUCCCUUGUUGAAAUAUUCUAAUUCACUGAUUUAAUGGGGUUUUGUUAAACUCAAGAAUGUGUGCUCAUUGAUGUGGGUGGUCCAUGUCUGUGUGGGUGAUCGUAUACAGGAAGUGAUUAAUUUAAACAGUUGGAAGACACUGGAACCAGUCUUGUGGCUAUGAAAAUUCAGUUGCUUCUCUGAUAAACAUAAACAUGGUUGUUUUCACUUUUAUCUACCAUUGGUGCUCCCAAGUUGUGUAUCGGGGUUGGAAAUUUCCCCGGAAAUACUGGGAAAACUUGUAAAUGUUUGGAAAUACUUAAGAUGUACGGAGAGGUACAGGGAAAUGGAAGAAUAUGCCUGAGAAACACCUGGACAAUACCUGAAAAUAUUCAAGAAGUAUAUUUUGUAGUUUUUCCCUGCUUUAUCAACUAUUUCCCAUUUAACUCAAAAAUGUAUUUCCCGGUAUUUACCACCAAUAUUUCCCACCCCAGACAACCCUGUUGUGUAUGUCUCACUGAAGCCAAUUCAUAAUUUGAAGAAAAAAUCUCGGAAAGAGGUAUCAAAUUCAGGGGUAUCAAGAAUUUUUAAGAUAUCCAGAAAGGGUUGGAAAUUUUGGGAUGACUCUUCAAACCAUGCAAGACAUAAAAUCCUUGUUUAGGGUCUAAAAAUCUGAAAUAACAUGAGACCACUUUUAGUAAUUAUUUCAUUUGCAUCUAUUUUUUACUAUCGGUAAAUUUGAGUGGUUUGUGAAUACCAAGCUGAUAGAAUAUUUUUAAGAUGGUGUGUGAGGGGGUGAUGUGAAAUUUGCAUAGCUGUGCUAGAGACAACUUUUCUGUAUUUGACAGUUUAUGAUAAAAUCGACUGUAAGAGGGACAAUGUCCUUGCAAUAUUCCUUCAGCAAUUUAUUACAUCUUAUUUAUGAAUGUACUUGUCCUGUCAAACAUAAUGCUACUAGUGUCUAAGAGAAUAUCCAUUGCUGCAUCAUCCAAGCUUGCUUAAACUUCCUCAAUAUUUUUAUAAAUCGAUAUCAUGGUAUUUAACUCAUCCUGUCCCAGGAUGAGUUAAAGUGUCUCUGAGGCAGAGAACUCUCAUCCUCCCUCGUGAGUCACUGAUAUCCUUCAUACUUGCAUCCAGAUUGUGAUAUCUCAUCACUCAAGGAGCCAAUGUUACUGUGGCUUGGCAAAUCUUUGGCUAGCUGACUGCUCCAUUUCUCGAUCCAUUAUACUAAAAGUCAGGUGAUAGUCUUGACUUCAGACCAUGUUCUGACCUGACUGAAAUGUAUAAAAAGUAGUUAUAAAGAUAGUACCAGAUGUCAAUGAGAAGAUCAUUAAACUGAAGCUGAAGAGACUUUCCACUUUUCUUUGCAGACAGAUGCAUGAGGUGACAGGAACAACCACAAAUAUACACAAUGGGAUUUUCCAUCUGAAUGUAUGUUUUUACUCCUUAUGCUUACCAUGCAUAACCGAUGUGUUAUCAGUUCCAAAACUGACACAAUUUAUCCAAAAAUUCCCCAGUUUUUCAAUUCACUAUCCAUUUGAAAAUAUUCACACCAGUUGAGUUUUCGGAACAUUCUCUGAGCAACAGAAGUUCACACACUACCUUGCCAAUGUUCUCAUGAAAUGUUUUUAGUAGAGCAGGAUAGAAUUUGACUGCAACUUGGUCGGUGUUCCCGUCGGUAGCGAUGCUGUAUGUUUGAUUUUGUCACAUUAGCUACCAGACAUUUGUUUCAUUGUCGGCUAGAGAAUGCAUCACAUUUGUUGUUUUGUAUGAGCAGCAGCAUAUUCCUUUGCAACUUUUUAGUCCCGAAACAUAUUGUGGAAACAGUUGUCCAGUAUGACCAAAAGCAUUUAAGGUGAUGUUGUGCUCAACUAAAAAAUCUGUAAAGUGAACAUCUGUAUCAAUAACAGAUGUGUCUUUCUUCUUACCAAAGAAUGAUCUUAUUUUCUGUAAUAUCCUGGAUGCAUUCACUUCAGCUUGCUUAUAGCCUACAUGCCAAUUCUUUGACCUGUGCCACGUGAUGUCAUUGGCUCCCCCCCUAAUGAUCUCAAAAUCUUGCUGACAAUAAAUGCAAUAUGCAUAUUCCUCCCCCUUUUAGCUUGAUCUAAACCAUUUUCCUCUUAGACUUAGUAUACACAAUUAGUUAAUCUUGGGGUAAAAGGAAACACUUUCUGAUACAGGGUUUGGAAAACGUGGAAUUGCCCUGAUUGUACUGGGAUUUUGAGGGCGUCCCUUAGGCUAAAAAUAGUACCCAGUUAAUCCCAGUUGAAAUUCAGUUGAACUGAUUCCAGUUAACUUUUUGUAGUUGGUUUCCAUAUACAGUUGAAAAUUCCAUUUCCUACUGGUCUCAACUGGGAAAUAUUCAAUUUAAUUGGACUUGUUUCAAUUGGGACAUUUCAUUUUCAUUUGAAAGCAACGUAACAAACUGAAACAAGUUAGAUCCAAUAGGAAACCGGAUUUUAGUUGAAUUAGUUUAGGACCAUUUGGGGAUUGUGGUUCCAACUAAUACUUUAACUGGUUGUCACUGGUAUUUUUAUAAACUGGUUGUUACUGGUAUCAUGAAACAUUGUUUGGCAUUAUAACUAGAAAAAACUGGAAUCCACUGGCACUAUAAACCCUUGAAACCAUGUCACAGAAUUGUUGCCUUGACAUUUUCUGCCUUGUAGUUGCCAUUACGUCAUCAGUCUGAACAAAAUAAAUACAUUAAAAUCAUUUAAUUAAUAGUCAAACCAAAAUGUCUGAAUAAUAUUCAAUUCUUGUCACUCUCCUUUAACCUCAUGAAACUUUUUUAAAGCUCAUUUGAAAAAGGAAACAAAGUAAAUAAUAUAAUGAUAUUAAAGAUAAUACAAAAUAU